Solea senegalensis (Senegalese sole) is the source of this 869-nucleotide messenger RNA. RefSeq names its product apolipoprotein A-II (gene apoa2). The record is from RefSeq and is a predicted model, not a curated record. The transcript has 4 exons. NCBI's taxonomy places the organism in Eukaryota, Metazoa, Chordata, Actinopteri, Pleuronectiformes, Soleidae. Bases 90 to 521 code for a protein of 143 amino acids.
UGUCCAGAUGCGAGGUCUGAGUUACAGACAACUCGCUUUCAGAGAGGACUGUCACUUCUUGGAUCUGUACGUCCAACACCACAGCAGAGAUGAAUGCAAAAUACAUAAUGGCUCUGGUCCUCGCCCUGCAGGUCUCCAUGAGCCUGUGUGAGGCUCCUACACCGUCGGACGAGCUCGCCAACAAGUACCAAGAACUGAAAACUAAGUUCUUCAGUAGGUUUAUCAACGCUUACAACAAGAUGCAGGAAGCUGCCGCCCCUCUGGUGGAGAAGGUUGAAGGUAACGAGCACGGACAGGCCGUCAAGACCUACCUCGAGGAUCUGCAGGCCAGCCCUAGGUUGCAGGCCUUUGUCAAGAUUGCCAAAGGUCUGGGUCAGGAGGCCGUCCCACUGGUAGAUACUGCCCGUGCGUCAGCUCUCGGUGCAUAUGAGCAAAACCUGCGUCCCCAUGUUGGCCCGUACCUGAACGACUUCAUCAACUACAUCAAGGGAUACCUGGACAUCCUCAUGCCUGCCGAGUAAAGGAGACCGACCGGAUCAGGCCUCAACUCUGCUGCAACCUGCUAUAGAUGAUAGCUCAUAUAGAAACUACAGCAGUUAAGGGCUGAGAAGAGCGAUGCACAAUUUGAAAUACAGUCCUUGUCUUUUUUUUGGGUGGUGGUUGGGGGAUUGGUUAUUUAGCCUCCUUUUAUUCAAUAUCUUUGCCAAAUCAAAGCAGGGCAUCAUGGCACCACCUAUGCAAGUUGUGCAUGUACAGUAUUUUGUGUUUCGUACACUAACCAUUAAAGUCGUCUGUGUGUGACUGUGUAUGUACAGCAUGUGUGUGUGUGUGUGUGUGUGAAUGUGUUCAAUAAAGACAAGUGGAAACUA